AUGAAUCCACAUAUGGAUUACCAGUUUGCACAGAAUUACAAUGAUGGUUUAUUAGAAUAUCAUGGAAAUUAUGUCGGCAAUGACCACUAUGAGCAUGACCAAGGGGAAUAUUAUGAUAUUAAUAGAGGAUACUAUGAAGAAGAUGAAAUGGUAAACCAUGAAAUAAAUCCAAAUUUUGCAAAUGAAGAAGUAAGUUGUUGCCCAAUGGAGAUGAUACACAAAAAACGUCAUUCAUUGAGUUAUAAACCAAAUAUAAAGAAAGGGGUGCGAAAAACAGAUGUAAGCAAAAUACCAAAAUUUCGCAAUCCUUGGGAUGUCAAGGGUGACUUGCAACCCAAAUCAUCAAAAGAUAUACCCCUAAGUUAUGAUGAAGCACGUUUUAUACGUGAAAUUUGGCAAGAUACUAGGGCCCAAUAUGAGCCAAGCGAUGGAGAAAUUGAAGAAGAAUUUCUUUUUGAGGAAGAGUAUGAUGAUCUGGACGCAGAAAAGAGAAGAAACAGGCUUGUAGAAAGUGGAGCAAGUUUAGUAAGGUAUUCCAGGCACUAUGAAUUACCAACAAUAUCAACAAUUAUUAAAUCUUCUAAUCCAGAACAAUUCAGAAGCAGAUCAUUCUCUCCUGUUAGAUCUCAAGUAAACGGAGCUUUUAAUUCUAGAUUUAAUAGAGCUAAUCGUGGCUCACGCACUCAAAUAAGGGGAUCAACACAAAGGCAAUAUGAACGAGGAGUAAGAGAAGACUUUAAUUUCGAGAAUGAUUAUCGAAAUCAGUAUCUAAAUGACAAUAAAUUUGAUUAUAGAAAUGGAAAUUCUAGAAUGCAGUAUAUGAAUAAUGCAAUAGGUAGAAAAUCUGUUAAUCAAAAUGGUCAAUUUGGUGGGGAAAUGAAUGAAUUAAACUUUACUAAUAACGGAAAUAAUGAAACAAAUCCAAAUGAAAUUAGGGAAAAUUCUUCACUGACUACUCCAAUUUCAUCUCGUUAUAGAAACACUGUGUUGGGAGUCCCAUCAGAAUUCGACCAUUUAAACGAUCCAAAUAACCAUUUCUUAGCUUCAGCUGGCUCUAGAAGGGCAACUUCACCUGAUCUUCUUUCUCCUACGAAGAGCACAGGAAGAGGCCCUCCUCCGAAAAUAGGUAUUUUAGAGCCUGUUGAAACAUCUGAAGGAUUGAUUUCUCCUGUUAAUCAACGCAAAAAGUCGGUCAUUAAUACUCCAAGAAUAGGUUCUUUAACAUCAAGGUCCUCAGCAUGUUCUAUUUUAGGAGUAAAUAGGAAUAAUAUUGGAAAUUCGGGGAAUAAUUCACCAGAAAAUGUUCCAAUCAUUUCUCCAUCUGGAAAACAGACAAUAGUUUUUCAUAUGCUUCCAGAUAAUGAAAGUAAUAACUCCAAAGCAACAAUUUUUGCUGAUCCAGACACUCAAAAUAUUGUCACUGAACUACAUAUUAAACCUGGCGUUGAUAUUAAUGUCAUCUCUACUCCAACUGGGCCUGCAAUAGAAUAUGAGAUUUCUGGAGGCAGAAAUGCAAAGGCACAUAUUAACUUUUCAACAAAUACAAAUUCAGACUCUUCAAUAAGUAUUGGAGAUAUUCCAAAAAUUCAGACUCCUAAAGAAUUUCAAGAAGAACAGUUCAAUUUUGACUACGGUACUCGUUCUUCUAAUUUUAAAGGUCACGAUCAUAGUUACAAUGAUCGCUCAAGAUCCCAGAGUAGGAGGAGAUCCUCUCUGGAAGAAAAUAAAACAAGAACAUACAGUGAUAAUCAAGGCAGUAAUUUUACUCAGAAUCAAAAUGGAAUGAGAACAGGCAAUAAUAAUUAUAAUCAUUUCAAGCAAUACAAUUCUCAUUAUCCAAAAUCACAAGUUAAUCAACCUACUGAAAGUGAUGGAAAGAAAGAUGAAAUAAAUUCUUUGAAGACAAACUCACAGAUAUUAAAUAGUACAAUUGAUGAAGCCGGAAAAAUCUUCUCAGAAAUAGAGAGAGAUAUUCAAAGUCAAGUUAGAGAAGGUGUAGACCAAACAGGAGAUGUACUCGAAUAUUCGGGAUAUAAUCAAGAAAACAGUGGAGAUAUUGAAAGUAGUGCAGAUUUUAAGUACAUUCAAUCUUCAAAGAAUGAAUCUAAAUUAUUGGAAGGAGAUGUCAAUUGUAAUGAAGUUUUCCAAGAUAAUAAUCAUCCUAACUUAAAUACAUCAGCUGGAGGUAAUAAUAAUGUACAUGGAAUUACAAAAAGUCGCCCAAAUCCAUUCCUUCCCAUCAAGAAAAUUCAAAAAAGAAGUGGUUUGUCUGGGUGUAUAUUGAAUACAUUAACAUGCAGUAAGGUAGAAUCAGCUGAAAUGAAAACAUUUAGGGCAUUAAACCCAGUAGAAAUGAUUAAUAGAAAUCCUGAAUUUUAUUAG
Messenger RNA from Cryptosporidium ubiquitum, 2382 nucleotides. RefSeq lists its product as uncharacterized. Bases 1 to 2382 code for a protein of 793 amino acids. The transcript has a single exon. NCBI's taxonomy places the organism in Eukaryota, Apicomplexa, Conoidasida, Eucoccidiorida, Cryptosporidiidae. The record is from RefSeq and is a predicted model, not a curated record.